Lytechinus pictus (painted urchin) is the source of this 3166-nucleotide messenger RNA. Its product is annotated as probable G-protein coupled receptor No18. NCBI's taxonomy places the organism in Eukaryota, Metazoa, Echinodermata, Echinoidea, Temnopleuroida, Toxopneustidae. The coding region runs from base 254 to 1417 and encodes 387 amino acids. Gene Ontology annotation, biological process: G protein-coupled receptor signaling pathway, coupled to cyclic nucleotide second messenger; chemical synaptic transmission. Gene Ontology annotation, cellular component: plasma membrane; dendrite. Gene Ontology annotation, molecular function: G protein-coupled serotonin receptor activity; neurotransmitter receptor activity. The transcript has a single exon. The record is from RefSeq and is a predicted model, not a curated record.
UUCGUGUGUUUUUCCUCCGGACGUUUUUAAGCUUCCAGAAUAUAAUCAACUGUUUAGUAUCAUUUAUAGUUUACGUUUAAGAAGGGAAGCAGUUACGGUAAUGUAAUAUUACCAGGAAGAGUUCCGAAGAUAUAUAAUUAUGCCAUAGCACAGGACAAUCUUUAUCCGUUUCGAACCACCGUGGACGUAUUUUGAUAUAAGGCUGUUCAGUUUCCUCAACUAAUUGAAUCUGAAUUUAAGUAACGAACCUCACAUGGACGACGUCACGACCAUGGCAAAUAUGACUACUCCUGCUAAUGUUCCUUCUGAGGAGGGAGAACAACCAAAUUCACCCGCUUCUCUCGCCAUCAUAUCACUGAUCAUGGGGGUCAUCAUCGCUGUCACAAUCGUCGCCAACUUCUUGGUGAUUUUAGCCUACAGCCGCGUCUCCCAGAUCCGGGAUAAAGUCGGCAAUCUGCUCAUCUUGAAUCUCGCAGUCACGGACUUCAUGGUUGGUGUCUUCAGUUUGACUUUUAACUUUGUAUGGCUGUUGAGAGGCUUUUGGCCACUGGGUGAAGUCAUCUGUAAACUCUGGCUGGUCCUGGAUUACACCAUAUGUUGGAUGUCUAUGAUCACGCUAGUCCUCAUCAGCUGGGACCGUUACUGCUUGGUCAGUAUGGGUCUCAAGUACAAGACAUACCAGACGAAGAAGCGCGUGGGACUGAUCCUCACCGUCGCUUGGACUGUCGUUCUUAUUCUUGUCACUUUGAUCGCGUUUGCUUGGAGUCCAAUAUCAGGAGAGUCUAACAUUGAUUAUGACAGAAUGUGCACCAUGGAAUUCAUAGUUCUGAACUACGCGCCUCUGGCUAUUAACUUGAUCCCGUUUGGGAUAUUGCUCGUAUGUAUAGUCAUUCUGAAUUCGUAUGUGUACGCCAAUAUCUAUCAAAGGUCUAAGGUUAGAUUGAGUCGCCUAGGAAAAGUAGAAGUGAAAUAUACUACUACAAAACCCAACGGCAAGGCCAACGGGUCACCUAGCUUCUCAUCAAACAUGACAAUUACGACUGAACCCUUGUCGGGUAACACGCCGGAAGAGAUCGAGGCUGCAGAAGCAACCACACUCAACACCCUCGAAAGAGGUGAAGACGUUGCAGACAAGGAACGGAUAACCCUUGCCCGACACAGGAAAGCGGCUAUCGUUCUCGGUAUCUUGACGGGAGUCUUCGUGGUGUCCUGGUUGCCUUACAUGACAACAACAGUGAUCUACGCCAAGUGUAUGGAUUGCGUGUCGGCUACCGCUUGGGAGGUGACCGAAGUGCUAGGAUGGUGCAACUCGACUAUAAAUCCGUUCAUAUACGCUGCUACCAAUCUUCAAUUUCGUAAAAUCCUUCAAAGAUACCUCCGUGUUGAUCGAUGGUGGUGUGGGUCAAAGCGGUCUUGACGACGGUGUACCCAGAUACGAGUGGUCAAUGAAGUUGAUGGUGAUGGUUGGAACUGACCAACGUGGUAAUUUCAAGAUGAAUAUGCGGUCCAGUCUUGUUGAUAGCCGUGUAUUUUGAAUUUGAAUUUGAAGUAGAAUGGCCAAGACUUGUUCUUCUAUUCCAUUUCGUUGGUUCCUGAACUGAGAGAUUCAUAUCUUACUGGCGUACAAACUUCGUGGAAUCCAUUUACAAAAAAAAAUGAUUAAAUAUCCAAAAUAGUGAUAAACGAUAUACUUAUUUCAUAUUAUUUUCUUCAUGUUUAAAUACUGUAUUGCAUUGUGGAAAAUAAAUUAUCUACCAACAUUAGUAUCCUGGACUAUCCAGUGAUCAUGGUGAUAGUUGUACAUAGUGGGCGCGUCGUGGUCUAGUGGUUCUGACUCUCGCCUAUCAAACAUAGGGUCGUGGGUUCGAAUCGUAGCCAUGGCGUGUUUUCCUUCAGCAAGAAAUGUACCCACACUGUGCUGCACUCGACCCAGGUGAGGUGAAUGGGUACCCGGCAGGAUUAUUUCCUUGAAUGCACUGAGCGCCGGUGAUGGUAGCUCGAGCUAAAGCCGGGUAAUAAUAGCAGCGCUUUGUAUCCUCAGGCAAAAAACGCUUUAUAAAUCCAGCUAUUAUUUAUAUUAGAACUACCUCUUGUUUUUAAUUCAAUAAGCCUGUUCACGGUUGUAAACUGCGCACGAGCAGAAAAAGGUCAUUUGAGAUAAACCAUGAGGGUGGCUUUCAAAUUCACUGACAUAGGCAUUUGUGAUUUGAUGAUUAUGCCUAUUCAUGUAUUCCUUUCAAAAUAUUCAUUUUAUCACAUCCAAGCUGAAGAGUAAUAAAUAGAGCCUUCAUAAUCACUGGUAUUUGACAGUAGCCUAAACAAUAGUCAAAUGUGCCAAAGGCAGACAAUAAAACAGAUUUCCAAACUUUAUCCCUGAUGUACUAUUCUAGUCACCUGGUCUAUACAAUGCCUUUUGUUCUUAGAAUUUGAAUACUCUACCGGUAAAGCCUACGCAACCUCUACAUUUGAAAAUGAUAGUGCUUAUCCUAAUAAAAAAUCACAAAGGUCAUUUGAGAAAAGUUGAUCAUGAGCUAACCGUGAACUGGCUUAUUUGUGGUUCAAUUUCGCAUAUUGAAUGCAUUGACAAAAGUCACAAUGUUAUGCUGAUAAAAUUAUGUGUAUACGCAUGUACAUGAUGUAAACUAUGUAACAAAGAGUAUGGAAUACGAGUAUACAAAGAAUAACAACGCGAAAAAUGGGAACACAUAACCAUGUUGCUAUGUAUUAGGCCUACAUAAUAUGCCUCCAAAUUAAAACAAAUUGAGAUAAUCAUAAUUGUGAAAAUGAAGGGUAUCAUGCAAUACUCCUAUGGUUGGGGAAACGCUGAAUGCAAGGGCCCAUAUUCUAUAAGUCCGAUUUAAUUUAGGACAUGGCCUUAGUCCGUGCCAGUGGCCUAACUACGGUCCUUGCAAUUGAACUGAAAAUUCAAAAUCUUGGGAGCAACCCCACAUAAAGUGGAGCGUCGUGGCCCAGUGGAUUAGUCUCCGGACUUUGAAAGAGAGGGCCGUGGGUUCAAAUCCCAGCCAUGGCGUAGUUUCCUUCAGCAAGGAUUUCAUCCACAGUGUGCUGCACUCGACCCAGGUGAGGUAAAUGGGUACCGGCAGGAAGUAAUUCCUAAAAAAGCUGUGUGCACCUGAAUAGGUAGCCUAGCUUAGCCGGGGUAGUA